GUUUAGAUAACGUCUUGGAGAUGCUCUAAGUGGAACAACCUUGGGCCAACUACGCCUUCAAUUUUCAAUCCUCUUUGACAGGAAUAUCAGUGUUGAACUCGAAAUACCAAAAGGCUCCCAAUUUUUCUACAAAUUUACUAGGAGAUUAGAAUUGUCGAUUGUGGCUGUUGCUGGAAGGUAGUUCCACUCUAUUGGAUUCAGUGUUUCCCUUGACUGCGAAAAGAAUGGCCACCGCCAUGUCCGUCACAAUCUCUUCAACGUUUCGUCCAUUUCUGGACUCCAACAAAGUCACUGUUGGGAUCCUCCCUGAGAAUGUUCUGACUAGUCGUAAUGCCACAACUGUCAAUUUUUGCACUGCAAAACACAGUUUAUGCAGGAGGUCAUUGAACUCCUGUAAUUUCCCUGUGGAAGGUCACAGAUGUUUGUCCAGGCCAAUAUCUGCUGUUGGUUCAGGUUUAGAGGCUUCAAUCACAGAUCCAAAAGGCAAUGGUAUAACUGUGAAAAAUGCCAAGAUAGUUGUGGAGUCUCAAGAUGAUGAUAAGAUACAAUUAAGAGUGGAUUUGACUGGGGAGGAGACACAAAUCGUAUUUGAUAAGGUAUUGACAAAUUUAGCUCGUACAGCACCACCAAUACCUGGCUUUCGCAGACAAAAAGGAGGGAAAACAUCAAAAGUCCCGAAGAGCUUCCUACUACAAAUGCUUGGUGAAGAGCGUGUCACCAAGUUCGUUAUACAAGAAAUAGUUGACUCAACCAUGGCAGAUUAUGUGAAGAAGGAAAAUCUCAGUGUGAAAGAUAACAAGAUUAACACAUCUCAGACUACUGAAGAACUCAAAUUGUCAUUUAUUCCUGGAAAUGAAUUUGGAUUCAAUGCUACGUUGGAGCUUGAAAAAGCAAAAUCUGAAACAACCAAUUGAAGGCCCUCUUAGAUGUGAAGUUGAAAUAUUCUUGUCUUGAGCUUUGAUUUCAGUCCUUUGUGAUUACCAAUUCUUGUAUAUGUCUUUACAGUUACAUUUAAGAGGAUCUCAUUUCGGAAUUUCCUUGAUUAAAUAUAUGUUAACUGUAUCAUAGUAAUUUCAUUUAAGGCCUGCCGGUGGAAUUUCUU
Ilex paraguariensis (yerba mate) is the source of this 1102-nucleotide messenger RNA. Lineage: Eukaryota; Viridiplantae; Streptophyta; Magnoliopsida; Aquifoliales; Aquifoliaceae. The record is from the annotation of a GenBank genome assembly.